Stegodyphus dumicola is the source of this 2779-nucleotide messenger RNA. Its product is annotated as STE20-like serine/threonine-protein kinase. Gene Ontology annotation, molecular function: ATP binding; protein serine/threonine kinase activity. Lineage: Eukaryota; Metazoa; Arthropoda; Arachnida; Araneae; Eresidae. The record is from RefSeq and is a predicted model, not a curated record. Gene Ontology annotation, biological process: protein phosphorylation.
GUCUUUAAUCUAAUUAUGUAGCAGAAUCCUCACACAACCCUGAAAAUCUCUAACUCCUCCUAUUUUCCCUUGUUUCCCCUCGUCAAGAUCUCCUGCGAGCAAUGAAUUCCCUUCCUGUGCGGGUUUGAGUCUGUUGAGUUUUGAAGUUUGAUGUGAAACUGUUUUGACUGUACCGGCUGUGAAUUUUAGUUAUUUUCUUAACUCAGCUGUUAUAAUGCAUGAAAAUUUAGCAAAAGUUUUCGUGAAAGCUUGUGUUAAUUAAUAUAAGUAUAUUAAGAUUGGACUGAUAAAAUAAGAAUAAGAGAGGUUUCAUUCACUUUCCGGCAGCUGUAAAACUUGCUGAAAAUGUACUGUUAUUCAAAUUAUUAUAAUAGUGAUGUCUGACAUAGCUUUUCGAACAUUUUAAGUAUUUAGUCGUAUACUUUAUUUUAUGUAUAAUUAUUACAUUGUAGUUUUCAUUUUUAAGACGCUUUUUCAUAAUUACACACGCAGAUUCUUGAUAUAUAUACGCAUGGAUGCUUAGAUGUAUGGUAUACUUGGAAUGUUGUUAUUCGUGAAAGGGUGUGCGUAAAAUGUCAUUUUUCAUUAAUUUUAGAAAAAUUUUUAACAUUGGUAAUGUAUCCGGAUCGGAGAAUAAACGUAAGAAAAUCUACAAUAAUAUACGAUUUAAUGAAGAUCCUGAAGAGUUUUGGGAAGUAAUUGGCGAAUUAGGAGAUGGUGCUUUUGGCAAAGUGUAUAAGGCUUUAAAUAAAGAAAGUAAAGACUGUGCAGCUGCAAAAAUAUGUGAACUGAAAGGUGAAGAUGAUCUAGAUGAUUUUACUGUAGAAAUUGACAUUUUAACAGAAUGUCGACAUCCAAACAUAGUAGGAUUAAAAGAGGCAUUUUUUCAUGAAAGUAAAUUAUGGAUGUUAAUUGAAUUUUGCGAAGGUGGAGCUGUGGAUAGUAUAAUGAUAGAUUUAGAGAAACCACUUACAGAACCUCAAAUAAGCUAUUUGUGCCAUGAAAUGUGUAAAGGACUUGAAUUUCUACAUAGUAAAAAAGUUAUUCAUAGAGAUCUGAAAGCUGGGAAUGUUUUACUUACUAUGGAUGCUGGAGUUAAAUUGGCCGAUUUUGGUGUGUCUGCUAAAAAUAAAGACACCUUGCAGAAGAGAGAUUCAUUUAUUGGGACUCCUUAUUGGAUGGCUCCUGAAGUUGUCAUGUGCGAGACCUUUCGGGACAAUUUGUAUGAUUAUAAGGCAGAUAUUUGGAGUUUAGGAAUCACUUUAAUAGAAUUUGCCCAGAUGGAACCGCCUAACCAUGAAUUGAGCCCCAUGCGUGUUUUGUUAAAAAUACAGAAGUCUGAUCCACCCACUUUGGAUCAGCCAUCCAAGUGGUCACCGGAGUUUAGCCAGUUUCUUACGAAAUGUCUCGUAAAAGACCCAUGUAUGCGAUGCAGUGCUGGUGAUCUGCUGAAGCACCCAUUCAUUUCUAAUGCAACUGACAGAAGGCCUUUAUAUGAACUUAUUGUUGAAUACAAAGCAGAAGUAUUUGAGGAAGUUACUGAAGAAGUUGACGAUGAAUCUGAAUCAUCUGUAUCUACAGCAUGUAGGGAUUCUCAGCUGAGUAUGGAUAGUGAAACUGGACUAGAUAAUAUGUCAAAUUUCAGUGAACCAAUUGAUGAUCCUUUGCUGAUCAUAAAAAAGAUUGCUGAUAUAAAAUCUGAAACAUUUGAUCAAAAGACACCAACUGAUGAAAAUACUAUCGUUGCUGAUGACUUGAAUAAAGAGAAAACUAUGGCUGAUGCUUCAAUUGCCAUUGAUAGCAGUGAGGAUGGAAGCUUAUUAUCAUCAGGAACAAAAAUAAUAAAUUCACAGUCAAAUGUUGAAAUCAUGAAGUUAAGUAAUGCUCCAUCCGACACGCAUGAAAUUACAGACAAUAAAUCUGUGCCGAGUGAAAGCAUAUCAGAUGAUAGUAAUAUGUGUACAGAAGUUGCUGUUAAAUCCAUUGAAACAUCUGAUAUUGUUGAUAGUCAUAACCUUCAGAACUAUAAUAUUGAAGAAAAUAGCAAAGUAGAGGGAGAAAAAGCCAAAAAUGAUUUUGAAGCAGAACAAAAUGGUAAGGUUUUAGGAGAUGAAGUUCAUGAUCCCAUUAUUAGUACACUGGGAAAACCUUUCAUAUCUUCGCAAACUUCCCUUGAUACUAUUCAGGAAGCUGGAAACCAGCAGAAUCUUAUUUCUCAAUCUGUAGAGUAAGUACGUGAAAGUGUUUUAAAUUUGAAAAGCAUGUUUGUAGUAGAAUUUAAAAUAUGAAUGUUUUUAAAAUAUUUCUUAAGAGAAUCUGUAAUUAUGUUGGCUACAGUGUGAAAGUAUAGUUUGUAUGUAAUAACUUUAUUCUUAAAAAUCCAGUUUUUAAUUGUAAAUUUAUGAAAACAGAUAUACAAAAUUCUGUAUUUGAUUUUAACCCUCAGGUCUCAGAAUUCAUGACUAGUGUGCUCAGUGUUUAUCCUGAGUGUACACCUUGGAAAAAAAAAAAAAAAAAAGAAAAAGAAAAAGAAAAAGGUGGGACAGUUCUGUAUCUUCAGUUCUGCUUGACCGAUUAUUGAAACGCAUUUUCCAUGUCUCGAAAGAGCGAUUUAGGAUAUAUAUUAAAUUUAUAUAUAGCAUUGUUCUAACAUAUGUAUUUUGACACAAAAUUGAACUUUUUCUAAAAUAACAUGCCAAGUCCAAAUAAACAAGCCAAAAUAACAGUCCCAAAACAUCAUCAAACAUCACGCAUUCCAAGAUGGAAGCAUUAUGAUGAG